AAUAAAAAAAUAUCUUAACAAGAUUGAAGAAUUAAGAAUCCCGAAGCCAUUUCAAAGCAGAGCUCUUCUCAACUAGUAUUCCAGAAUCAAGAACUGAUUUUUCUUUAUCAAUUUCAUUCUUGUGCAUUUCUCCACUAUUUCAAUAUCAACCCAUUUUUCCUUUUCUUGGAUUCUCAUUGAUCAUCAACUCUGCUACAUUUUUCCUUUUCUUGGAUUCUUAUUGAUCACCAACUCUUUUCUCCCAUUACAUUUGUUAUCUGGUGAAACAUGUCUAAUAGGAUUUGGUCCUUGAUUCAACAAUUUAUGAGAAGACACAAUUUACUUGAAUACAAUCAUAUGCCUUUUUAUGAUUCCAUCCACUGUGGUGCGUGCAGAAUUCGAGUUGCACUCAUCCAGGAUUUCGUUUUGACUGUAAACGACUUAGUGUCUGCAGGGUUUAUUAAUAGAUUGUUUAAUGUUGAAGUAUCAGAGGACGAGCGAUAUCAUCGACAUCAAGUAAUAGGUGGCAGAACCCUAGCCAAUACUUACUGUGUCCAAUGUAGAAGCCUGCUCGGGUGGAAACUUAUUGCAGUCUCUCAACCGUCUUGGAAUCAUAGAGUAGGAGGAUUCUAUCUGAGAUUGGACAAGCUUAUUUACUGGAACAAUGUAACUUUGUUUGAUUUUCUCUUUGGGGGCACUAAUGAGCAGGCUCCUAAUGAUCAAGAUGGAGGUACAGACGAAGAACAGGAUCAGAAUUAUUAUAGAGGCACCAAUGAGCAGGAUCAAAAUUAUUAUGGAGGCUCUGAUGAACAGGAUCAUGAUCAAAAUGGAGGCGCUGAUGAGGAAAAUGCUGAUCAAGAUGGAGAUGCUAAUGAACAGGAUCAUGAUCAAAAUGGAGAUGCUAAUGAACAGGAUCAUGAUCAAAAUGGAGGCGCUAAUGAGGAAAAUGCUGAUCAAGAUGUAGGCACUAAUGAGCAAAAUGUUGAUCAAGAUAGUGGAGAUGCUAAUGAACAGAAUGAUGACGAAGAAAAUGUGGGCGCUAAUGAGCAAGAUGUUAAUCACGGAGACGCGAAUGAACAGGUUCCUAAUGAACAGGAUGUAGGUGCUAAUGAGCAAAAUGUUCAUCAAGAUGGAGACGCGAAUGAACAGGUUCCUAAUGAACAAGAUGUGGGCGCUAAUGAGCAAAAUGCUGAUCAAGAUGGAGGCCAGCCAAUGAAACGAAUGAAGAUAUGCAACCUUUUGAAAUCUGUACAAUUCCUUUUGUCAAGAGGCUAUUGCAAUAUAGAUAUGUUGUUCUUAUUUGAGAAAAAUGCUGAUCACGAUGGAGGUGCUAAUGAACAGGCUCCUGAUGAACAAGAUGGAGUCAUCUGUCAAGUAUUCAAGCAGCUUACCAUGUCUUGCCCACAUGUUUCAGCUGUAAUUGCACUCUUAAAAUCAAUUCAUCCUGAUUGGAGUAGUGCUGCUAUCAGAUCAGCUCUAAUGACCACAUCAACAAUCAAUAAUGUGGUUGGUAGGCCAAUAACAAAUGCCACUGGUGAUAAUGCAAACCCCUUAGAACACGGAGAAGGACAUUUCAGGCCAUCAAGAGCAGUAGAUCCUGGUCUCAUUUAUGAUGCUACGUACACAGAUUAUCUUCUCUUUCUCUGUAGUCAAAACAUAAGCCUAGAUUUGUCGUACAAUUGUCCUGAGAAAGUAUCUACGGCGAGUAACCUUAACUAUCCAUCACUUGCAAUAGCAAACAUGAGAGGGUCCAGCAGGACUGUUACAAGAGUUGUUACAAAUGUUGGAAAAGACAAUUCGACUUACGUUUUAACUUUGAGAUCACCUCCUGGAUAUGUUGUUGAUAUUGUUCCAAAAACCUUACGCUUCAGCAAAUUGGGAGAGAAACACACCUUCAACAUAACAGUAACAGCGCAAAGCAGUACUGAAAGUAGAAAUGAGUUUUCCUUUGAAUCAAGAAGUGACCUUUCUAUAUAUAUCAACAUUCUCUUCUCAUUCAUUCUAUAUCAAUAUUUGUCUUCAAUUCAAUUUUGUUGUGGAAGAAUGCCUCCAACUCAUUGCAUCCAUUGCCGUGUGUGCAGAACUCGAGUUGCAUUCAUCGAGGAUACCGCUGCUAUUGUGCGGACGGGACCAUUUUGCAGAAUGAUCCUUAAAAGGGUGUUUAAUGUUCAAGUAUCAGACAACGUGUAUUAUAUUCUAUUAUUUGGAACUGCAACCGUAGCCAAUACUAACUGUGUCCAAUGUGGAACGAUCAUUGGCUCAAAAUUUAUUGCAGUCACCCAACAGAACAUUUAUUUUAGGGAAGGAAGAUUCUUUAUGAAAUGGGACAAGCUUAGUUUAUCGAAUGAACAGGUUCCUAAUGAACAAGAUGUCGGCGCUAAUCAGCAAAAUGCUUAUCAAGAUGGAGGCGUUAAUGAGCAGAAUCAUGAUCAAGACGGAGGCGCUCCAAUGAACUGAAUGAAGAUGUAGACCUUGAUAGCCUACUCAUGCUGAUAUUCUGCUGAUACAAAAUGCUAUAAUCCAUAAUUGUGUAAUAUUCUGUUUUCCAUUUCUGUAAUGAGAUUGCAGUACAUAUUAUUACUUCAGGUUGGAAUAAACCAAUUGAUACUGAACUCUUUA
This is a messenger RNA of Solanum dulcamara, 2598 nucleotides long. RefSeq lists its product as uncharacterized. The record is from RefSeq and is a predicted model, not a curated record. The coding region runs from base 268 to 2436 and encodes 722 amino acids. The transcript has 13 exons. Gene Ontology annotation, biological process: proteolysis. Gene Ontology annotation, molecular function: serine-type endopeptidase activity. NCBI's taxonomy places the organism in Eukaryota, Viridiplantae, Streptophyta, Magnoliopsida, Solanales, Solanaceae.